AUGCUGUACACAUCAGUCCUUAUCUGCUUUUUGUUCAUGGGGAUCGCAGUCUGCGCCCCAGAAAAUAUUCAGAGCGAUGAUACCCGUACCGCUCAAGAUACCCACGACCUCCACGAUGCCCCAGUUGAACACACCGCCCCGCUUGAGAAGAGAUCUCCACGCUACGACUUCGGUUUAGGAAAACGGGCCUACAGCUACGUAUCAGAAUACAAACGACUCCCUGUCUACAACUUUGGAUUGGGCAAAAGGUCGCAGCUCUAUUCAUUUGGUUUAGGCAAGAGGUCCGUCGACGAUGACCAAUCCAGCGAUGAUUUCAUGAGUGACGUAAACCAGGCAAACAUGCCCGAACUCUUUGACCAAUAUGACGAUGCCGCAGUUUAUGAGAUCAAGCGUGCACGACCAUACAGUUUUGGACUCGGUAAACGUCUCGCCGAAGAUUCGGAGGAGAAUGAAGAGAAACGAGCCAGAAUUUACGACUUCGGAUUAGGCAAGAGACCAUAUCUCUACGAUUUCGGUCUUGGCAAACGAGCUAGAAGCUACAAUUUCGGUCUUGGCAAACGCCUCAGCAAAUUCAAUUUUGGACUAGGGAAAAGGGAACGAGACAUGCACCGAUUCAGCUUUGGCCUUGGCAAGCGAUCCAGCGAUAUGAACGACAGCGAAAAUUACAUGGAUGAAUAA
This is a messenger RNA of Parnassius mnemosyne (clouded apollo), 678 nucleotides long. The record is from the annotation of a GenBank genome assembly. Lineage: Eukaryota; Metazoa; Arthropoda; Insecta; Lepidoptera; Papilionidae.